Vombatus ursinus (common wombat) is the source of this 2445-nucleotide messenger RNA. RefSeq names its product immunoglobulin superfamily member 1-like. Bases 41 to 1837 code for a protein of 598 amino acids. The record is from RefSeq and is a predicted model, not a curated record. Lineage: Eukaryota; Metazoa; Chordata; Mammalia; Diprotodontia; Vombatidae. Gene Ontology annotation, cellular component: plasma membrane. The transcript has 10 exons.
GUUGAGGCUGGGCAGCCCAGGACAGAGCUGAAAAUCCACCAUGGGCCCCACAGUCACUUUCCUGUUCUCCAUUGGGCUGUGUCUGGACUGGGCGCUGAGGGCACAAAUGGACACCCUUCCCAGGCCCACCCUCUGGGCCAUCCCGAGUCCUGUGGUCCCCCGGGGAGCAGAUGUGACCCUCAGGUGCCAGGGCCACCUGGGGAGUGACCGAUUCCAGCUCUGGAAGGAUGGAGAGCUCAGAGAGGAGAGAAAUGCAUCCUGGCAGCAGGCAGAGUUCGUGCUCAGGAAUGUGGAUGACUGGAGAGAUGCGAGAAGCUACAGCUGCCGCUCUGGGCAGGGGCCCUGGUGGUCAGAGCUCAGUGAAGCCCUGGCCCUGGUGGUGACAGGAGCCCUCCCCAAACCCUCCAUUUCAGUCUCACCUAGAUCUGUAAUAUCCCCAGGGACAACAGUGACUAUCUGGUGCCAAAUAUCACCACAGGCACCCUCUCAGGACUACAGUUUUGCUCUGCUGGACACAAUGAGCCUGGAACCCUUCCAGCGACAGAGCCCUGCAGGGACCCAGGCUAAUUUCUCAUUUCUGUCCGUGAGGCCCGAGGAUACUGGGAGCUACAGCUGUAUUUACUACAAGAAGACAGCCCCCCACAGGGGGUCACACCCCAGUGAGACUCUGGAGCUGAUUGUGCCUGGACUACUCCCCAAGCCCACCCUCUGGGCCAAACAUGGCCUCGUGGUGACCCCGGGGGCCAACAUCACUCUCUGGUGUUCAAGCCCCAAGCUGUCUUCCCUUGGAGAGUUGACUUUCACUCUGUGGAAGGCUGGGACCCUGUGGCCCUUGCAGCAGCAGGCCUCAGCAGAUCUCUGGACUAGCUUCCUGCUCCUAUCUGUGAGACCUGAGGACACUGGGAGCUACAGCUGUACCUACAGGGGAAGGACAAUGUUUACUAUAGGAUCAAAGACCAGUGAUGCCCUGGAGUUGGUGGUGCCAGAUGUACUCCCCAAGCCUUCCAUCUCAGCCUUGCCUGGCCCAGAGGUGGCCUCAGGAGCCAAUGUGACCCUCCUCUGCUGGGGACCCUCAUGGACUACUAGGAUUGUUCUGUACAAGAAAGGACAUGAAAACAUCUUGCAGAGCAUGGAUACCACUCAAGAUGGAGCCAAGUUCUUCCUGACUCAUGUGACUCCCAAGGAUUCUGGAAACUACACCUGUGGGUACCAGCUUCUCACCAAUGGAAGUCUCUGGACACAACACAGUGACCCCCUGCAGCUGAGAGUGACAGGUGAGAGGGAGAAAUCCACAGGACCCACUGGUGGAUGGUCCAUUAGUGUGACUCAUGAAGAUUUUUCUUUCUCCAUCACCCCAGGUUCAGAGUCCAGUAACACCUUCAUUAUCACCUUCAGCUGUGUUUCCUUCCUUCAGUGCCUUCUCUUGCUGGCAAUGCUCUGCCGAGGAUCCGUCCCUAUAGGUGAGAAAGAGUUGUACACCUUAGUGUCUUUAGCAAUAGAAAUGGGUAAGGACUGGGACCUCUAUUCACAAAGCCUCCCAGUGUGGAUUCUCUCCUACUGUCCUGUUUUCUCCCUCUCCCCUUGUCUCAGGUGUCUAUGUGGUCCUUGUCUUUCUUGGAGUACCUGCCUGCCCCAUCAUCCUGAGGCCCCCAGAGAGGAGAUCCUGUAUACAGAAAUGGCCAAGAAGAGAACAAGGGACCCUUUGUUCCCCAUGGCUGAAGACCCCCAGGGAAUAACUUACGCUCAGCUGAACAUAAGAACCUUGAAUGAGAGGAAAACUGACCACACAAAGACACCAACAGAGCCCACCAUCUAUUCCUCUGUGCCCAGGGACUGAGGAUUUGGGCACCUUUCACAGAAAAAAUUCUCUCCCAUCCUCUCCUCUUCCAUCUUCUCUUCUUCUAUCUCUUCUCCUGUCCUUCACCCCUAUUUCUUCUGUUUUUCCAGUACAUCUUCCCCAGGUUUCCAUCACUGAGGAGCCAUGAUGCCUAUUUGGGUUUCCAUUUCUAGAUUUGUGCAAAGUAACUGCACCCAUCUAUGAUAAUGAGAAACAAACAAGAUAGAUACAAAGUAAAAAGGAGACAACCAUCUCAAAGGGGAAGUCACUAGCAGAGGUGAGGACCAGAAAAGACCUUCUGAACUAGUCUGCAUUGGAGCUAAAUUUUAAAGGAAUCCAAGCAAACUGAAAGGCAGAUUGGAGGAAAGAUAACAUUCCAGGCAUAAGGGAUAGUAGCGGUGGUUUCUGGAUAUCUCAACCCACAAACACCAAAGACAACUUAGAAGGUCAAUAGGAAAGGUCUGUGACCAUGGUGAGAGAGAAGCUUGGUCCCAGCCCCAGUCCCAUUGCAGCCCAGUGGACUGGAUGCUUCUGGAGCAUUGGCCCACAGACAGAAGGGGAAAUCAAGUGGCUGAUCAGAGGAGGAUUGCAGGGAUCUCUUUGCUGGU